Messenger RNA from Fusarium pseudograminearum CS3096, 2187 nucleotides. RefSeq lists its product as uncharacterized. The coding region runs from base 1 to 2187 and encodes 728 amino acids. NCBI's taxonomy places the organism in Eukaryota, Fungi, Ascomycota, Sordariomycetes, Hypocreales, Nectriaceae. The transcript is spliced from 5 exons. The record is from RefSeq and is a predicted model, not a curated record.
AUGUACGGAAACGUUCGCGUCCGCAAAAGAGGCCUCACGGCAUCGUAUACUCGGCCACCGAACAGACUCAGUCCAUAUGAGACAGGACUGCAAACUUCUCUGCCACUACUCGAAGACUGGGGCCACAUCGAUCCGCACAAACAGAACACACUGAACGAUGUUUUGGACCGUUUGAGAUCUGCACACACCGAAGAGGAAGACCCGAUGGACUGCCCAAUAUCAGGGGAUUGUGUUACCAACUGCCAUGCAAACGGAAGUCUCAAGAAUCACGUCGAACAUAACCACCGCGUGAACGCUCACAAAUGCUCCCAUUGUGGUUUGGUUCUGAGAUCAGUUGGCAGUCUACUACACCACAUCAAAGUCACCCACGACGAGGCUGAUCAUCGCCAUCCAAGCCCAGAACAGGACUGCGACAAAAGUUACAACACGCAAAAUCUCAAAUAUCAUCUCGAUUCAGCUCACAAAGCUGCUCUGAGGAAGCAUGUCGAAACAGGCCACUCCAACCAGUUCCCAUGCGCCGAUGAAAAGUGCACCAAACUUUUCGAAACGCAACAGAAGGCCGAUGACCAGAAUCUCGACUGUAGAUUCUGCGGGCAGAAUUUCAGCGGACCUCGUCUGGAGACUCCACUAAAAUGUGGAUCUGAUGAAGACUUUUGUGCUGCUUAUGAGGACAGUGCUACUCAUGAAAAUGAUAAGAAUCAGAAUCAGAAUCAGAAUCAGAAUCAGAAUCAGAAUCAGAAUCAGAAUCAGAAUCAGAAUCAGAAUCAGAAUCAGAAUCAGAAUCAGAAUCAGAGUGACGGCAAGGAUGACAAGGGCGAAUCGAAAUUUCUUCUCACCACCAAAUUUCUACAAAGCCAAGGCCUGACCACAAGCAGCCGACUAACACAUCUCUACCUGUCACCUCUCAUCACACCAUCCUAUAUCCUUCUUCAGUUCCUGCUCAGUAAGAUGGUGGACAUCAGUGCCCUGCUGCAUAGCUCAUCGAGCCUUGCCCAUCCGGUCUCUAGUCUGAAUACGUUCAGACCUCGUAUGAAUCAACUUUCCAAGAUCACGGUUACGGUACAGCGGCUGUAUCCUGAUUUCCAGUUCCGUGUUGAACAUAUUGCCGUGAUUCUGCUCGCGGACCUGAAGCAUUUCGAGAAAGGUUAUGCACUAUCGGAGGAGGUAGACCCGGGAACCUUGAAAGGACAUUUGGAAGAUGUCUCGCCACUUUGCAAGCACUACAUGCAUCAUGUCGACCCCGGCAAUCUCAGAACUGAGACCUGGAAACACGCAGAGGAUAAAUCGCCUACUCCGCAACCACCUCUGACCCGUAAACGUAUCCGUGAAAAGAGCUGGAAGGUAAUUGAGCAGUCAAUUUACUACGAUUCGCGGUGCGAGACUCUCCCAAACCUCCCAGUUGUCCGUCGAAGUCUGGCAGAAGAACGCAUUUGUUUCAAACGCGACGGUCGUGCCUGUGUGCUGACAGGGAAGAAGAGUGACCUGACUCUCUUCUGGUUUAUUCCUCACACGUGGAACAACAGUGUGGGUAGAAAUAAUGCCACGGGCAAUCUGCUUGAAAUGAGUGUCAUCUUGGCCGACGUCGAUCUUUUUGAUGAUAUUUUCAGCGCGACUGAGCUUGGCAAGACUCAUAAAGCAUGGAACAUGAUUUGCGUUGACCGAACUCUGUACAGAUUCCUGUCAACCGGUUGGUGUGCGUUCAAGUUCCAGUGUGCCAUUCUAGGCCAUGACGGGAAAUUCGAAGUGCUUUUGCGGUUCUACUGGAUGCCUCAGUUGACAGCGCGAUUCAAUAAACCCGUCAACGCCUUCGAUAUGGAAAACAUCAUAAAGGAGUUCAAGGCAUUUGUUCAAUCAGACUGUCCCCCACCGCCUCACUAUCCCAAGGAGUCUCCGGUACCUGAAUCUGGCCAGCUCAUCCGCCUUGUUAUGACUCAAGAAGAAGCGACAAAGAUCGAGUCUGCAGUCAAGUUACACUGGGCCUGUGUAGUGUACACAGCUCUUUGCGGUGGUGCCGGGCGCUCUCAGUCCCUGACUGGUAUGGAUCAGAGCGACGGGUCUUUGGUGCCCAGGGACAAGGAGUUCGAACAAGAGAAGAAGCAGUUAGAAUUGGACCAUCGGGUGGCCGAGAUGGGGUGGAAGAAGGCGUACCGAGAAACUCGCAGUGAUGAAAGUGCGUCAUCCAUGUAG